This is a messenger RNA of Symbiodinium natans, 1812 nucleotides long. The record is from the annotation of a GenBank genome assembly. Lineage: Eukaryota; Dinophyceae; Suessiales; Symbiodiniaceae.
AUGGUUGCCAAACGGGCCUCAUCGAAGCAGCCUGAUCAGAGUCAGGAUGCCAAAAAAAUCAAGAUGAAGCCGGUAGCACAGGCAGACACAGCGGCAGAUUCUGCCCAGAAGCCUGAUGUGCCUGCAUCAACUGGGGCCCUCUUGCGCAGCUCGGCCGAGAUGCUGAUUGAAAGCUCGAAAGGGCAACAUUCAUCACUCAGGCAGAUUGCGGAUUUCAUCUUGCUUCCAAUGUUGGACGAGCUUCAGUGGCUGGAUGAGCAGCCAGACGAUCCUGGAGGCCGGCUGGCUGCCACGCCAGAUUUGUACAGAGAGGCGAUGACUAAGGAUGGCAAGUGUUGCUGCGUCGUGCCAUUCCGAUGGAUAGGGCUUGCACUGGAGCACCAAGACAUGGUUCCUGUGUAUGGAACAGUGUUGAGGUGCUACAAUCACUUUUUCGCAAAUGCUGGCCCGGCUGCCAUCAUGAAAUUCCCCACGGUUGUGCAGGCCCAGUCCAAUGAAGCCCUCCCGGUGAAAGGCUGCUAUGAGACCAUGGAUGGCGCCGUCUUCCGCCUGGCAUGGCUCCUGGGCUACUCGAAGAGCCUUGGCGACCCUGCCGAACUUGCAAAGUAUCGUUCAGCUGCCCUUUCAAUCCCUGUCAUCUUUGAGGCUGUGUCUGAUUGUAUCAUCAAGAAGAUACAGCUGGAUCAAGACAAGAAAGCAACAGAGGAGUUCGCUGGCCUCAUAGGAUACAAACUCACCCGCAUUGCCGUUCAGGCCCAGGAGGAGUUGAAGAAGAAGAACAAGCCUUGCGGACAGGAGCAGGUGUACGCGUAUCUGAAGAAGGAGGUUGACUGGACGAAAGCGGAUGCUGUGUCUCUAAAGUCGGUCCAAAUGGCAAUCAAAGUUCACUCUAGGCUCAGCUCCCAUGCGUGCAACAUACUGGACCAGUUCGAAAGCAUCUACAGCAAGGACUUUCCGUUCUGCCUUGUCCAGGGCCUCGAUGCUGUGUGCCAGAAGACAGCAGUCCCUUCGAACCCAGGUCUGGCAACAAGGUUCCUGGAAUACGUGCUGGAAGCCACGUUCGUGCGACAGCUCCGGGGCCACCCUAACAACACUGGCAAGGAGGGCCGGGAGAAAAUGAAGGAUCUCAGCGGUCUUUACUUGGCCAUCAGACGCAUGACGCUGCACAUGGUUUACAAGGUGCCAAAGGCUGCAGACCUCGGAGGCUUCCUGGAAUUUCAUGCGCGAAACCCGAAGGGCCUUCCGGCUGGCUUGGGCAAGGUUGCAGAGUUGCCCCCUGCAACUAGUGUGGCCGAGAAGAUGCUACGUGAGGCUGUGUUCAUUCUCAUGGAUGGCGGCUGCGACAGCAUCAUCACAAAGCUUCUUAGCCAAAGUGCCCUGAUGGGGGCAGAGGCAUUGUUGGCGGAUCCAGAGAUGGAAGGCAGUUUGCACUUCCAAGCCUUGCUUGAGAAGCAGGUGGAGGAGGAGGCAGAGAAGCAGGCCAAGCUGCUUUUGCAGCAGCAAGUGGCCCAGCCAGAGGGCCAAGAUGAUGCUGGAGAUGAGAAAACGGUUGCCGAUGAGAACACGCAGGAGGCGGCCCAACCAGACAGCCUGGCCAAGUCCGAGACUGCUUCUGACACUGUGAUGGAGUCGCAGCUCGACGAGCUUCCAGAAGAGGAGCAGGAGCAGCCUCCAUCGGCACCAUGUUCCUGGGCCACGGCUUUCCCCUCUUUGAUCAUCCCAAAGAGCAUGCAGGGCACACUGGCGGGCCUGGAUGAGGGCGUUUUCUGGAAUCUGCAUCGGUUCGCAUCUGCGAGCCUCUUGGUGGCAUAA